This is a messenger RNA of Pocillopora verrucosa, 2394 nucleotides long. Its product is annotated as monocarboxylate transporter 10-like. Gene Ontology annotation, biological process: transmembrane transport. Gene Ontology annotation, cellular component: membrane. The record is from RefSeq and is a predicted model, not a curated record. Gene Ontology annotation, molecular function: monocarboxylic acid transmembrane transporter activity. Lineage: Eukaryota; Metazoa; Cnidaria; Anthozoa; Scleractinia; Pocilloporidae.
GGACAGCAACCUCAACCACUCUUUCUUGCACAAGCUCCUAUCCACGGGCAGGAAACUUCAACUGACCCUUGGUCGUAUUUAACAAGGAUGGCAAACUUCAAUUAAAUAAGCAUUUACUGCCACGGAAUCUGCUGAAUCAAUGGAUUCUUCUGAUUCCAUACCGGAUUAAAAUGUAUAGUAUUGUUUUAAACAGAAUUAUUCUGAGAAGCUCACCAAACUCAUCGGAGAAAACGCAGACAACGAGGCAAGGUUAAAAUAAUUGACCAAUCAGAGGCGCUAUUUAAACGAAAGCGGUGGUUCAAAAAGAAAAAAAAAACCCACCGCGUUGCAUCAAGGUUGGAAAUGGGCCUUCAUCACUGAUCUACUCAUGUGUGUUUAUUCAGCUGUUUACAUGAUUCUGUUCAACUGAUUCCAGCUGAGAGGUGACAGCCAAAUUACUACUGCUCAACUUACUACUGGGCCCUAAGGUCAACGCUAGGGGAAACGAAAAGGGCGCUUCAGGCGGACACAGGAGCACUUUUCCUAUCCUCAGGAGAAGAAAUGUGAAUUCCAUGUCGGACAUGACAUCAAAAGAGAGGUGUGAUGAAGUUUCGGAGGAAGACGAUCAGCCAGCAGCUUCUGUGAAUCAAGUACAUCACAAACCUCCGCCCGAUGGAGGGUGGGGAUGGGUCGUUUGUCUCGGAGCAUGGAUGGUGAAUUUCUUAACAGUAGGGCAGCAGAAUGCAGCCGGUGUAGUGUACUCGGCGCUUUUGAACGAAUAUUCCACAAAAAGAGGGGAAACAGCUUGGGUUGCCUCGCUGGCGUCCAGUAUGAUGUAUCUGUUCGCUGCUGUGGGUACCUCUCUCGCUGAACGUUUCGGAAGCCGAUUGGUUGUCAUCAUUGGAUCUUUUGUCUCAGCUUCAGGCCUCCUUGCCAGUUCCUUCGCAACAACGCUCACACCCCUGUAUGGAAGCUACGGAAUUAUAUGGGGUCUGGGAGCAAGUCUGGGCUUAUUUCCCUCGCUCGUGAUACUAACAAAGUACUUCAGGAGGCGUCUUGCCCUUGCAUCUGGGAUGGCUCUGGCGGGAGCCGCUUGUGGCACUCUGGUAUAUGGGCCUGUGAUACAACUUCUUGUAUCAAAGUACGGGAUUUCAGUUACAUUUCGGAUUCUUGCCGCCGUUCAGAGUUUAAUGUUUUUAAGCGGAUUGAUAUUUCGACCUGUGGAGAGCCAUAAGGCCCGACGAGACAGAAAAAGAGAAAACAACGGCAACAUUUUCAAGAACAAAGCGUACGUCAUCUGGGUUGCUUCGCUUUGUGUGUUCAUGCUUGUGUUCCUCGUGCCUUUUGUUCAUUUGGUUCGCUUUACAGAGGACAAAGGCAUCAACACGACCAAAGCCUCUCUUCUAACAGGUUAUAUGGCCUUUGGAGGACUUAUGGGAAGUAUCGCCUUUGGCAUUGCGUGCGAUCAUCCGCGAUUCAACCGCCUUAAGGUCUGCCAGCUCUCUCUCCUUCUCAUAGCUAUUUCUUCCUCCCUUGUCACCAUGGCGAAUAAAUAUGUCUGGAUUUGUGUGUACGCGUUCACUUUUGGUGUUUUUGAUGGAUGCUACGAGAUGCUUGUUCCGGUGAUCACGCGGGAUAUCGCAGGCUCUCAAAGAGUAGCGCGCGCCAUCGGUUUGCUUUACUGUAUGAUGGCCUUUCCAAAAACGCUCGGCCCACCAAUCGCUGGUUGGCUUUUCGACUUGUCCAAUGACUACAGUGUUUCUUUUUAUGUCACUAGCGCUGUAACCAUUAUUGCAACAGCCGUCAUGUUCCUUCUCAAUUGGGUUCCACUCCACAAAGAUCGCAUGGAGAUGGAAGAAAAUGAAAUGCACUCUCCGAAAAUCACAGACGAACCUUCUCACGAAAGCGUCUACGAUGGCCUCGGGAUAAACUUAACACCAGAAGCCGACGACUCCGUAACUCGCAGGUGGCUGCCAAUUUACUGGGUAGAAAGUCGCAGAGAAUACGAAUAUCGCGAAAAGCUGACAGUGCUGUGACCAGAUUUAGUUGCAGGGAGAGUUUCCGGGGAGGAAAGGUGGUGUUUAUGGACUAGUCGUCCAAAGAGCUCUCUAUUGGUUAUCCAGCAAAUUAAGCUUUAAAGUUACUUUGCAUACCAGCUAUCAUAUGUAUCGAAAUAAAUUUGGUUGAAGAUUCGUUUCAAAAACAAAAUGGGACGUCUAGCGUGUAGUUCGCUUUAUUCCCGUGACUUACCAUUAAGUCGAUGGAGGCCACAACACCAGUGCUGAGUCCAACAAACAGAAGAUCAAAAGCGGUGUGAAGACACAUAACACGACCAUCAAAUGUAAACUUAUGGGUGCAGUUGCCACUCUAGACAAUAAAAUAACAAAACCUUUAAAUAAAACAUUUAGUUGAGAA